UACCAUAAAUAAAUCAAUAUUAACACAUUGUCCAAUCAGAAAACUUGAUCUUUUUUACUGAACAUAGCUCAGAACAAGAUAUGCCUCACUCAAAAUGUAAACCACAUAUUGUUUCCCAUGUUUCCCAUUCCCUUUUCUGAAAUAUCAAUUUUUAAUUCUUCCACGUUAGACAACAACAGUCAAGUUCGUAUAAACUUUGUUGACAGGAUUAAAUAAUCCGCCUGCUUUAACCAGCAAACCCAGGAACAGAGUGCUCUGUUCUGUCUUAAGUGAGAGUAGUUGGCAGUGGAGUUACUUGUGUGGGUCAGGACCCUGGACCACAGGCCCUGGUUAGGAUCUGGAGUUGGUCCCUGGUGCUAUGCAUAGUAUGAUGUCAUCAGAUAAUACUUCUUCUCUUGUUUUAUCAUUUCCACACUCACCAAACCAUUCUGUCUGCAUGGAUGAGCCUGACACUGUCAUGUGAGUCAGACUCCAGAACUCUGCAGGCCUCUUGGUUGGGCUCUGGAUUUCUUACAUGGUGGGAAUUUGAAAGGAUCAGAAAACAUUCUGCUAUCCUGGUAUUCUUAAUUCUUUAAACAACAAUGUACACCCCAUAACACAUACUGCUGUUGAGUUACACAUUCAGUCCAGUGGAAUACAACACUGCCUUUGUGUGAUACAACCAUCAGUUGAAGUCGGAGGCGCACUAGAGCGCGACGCAGCACAACUCCACAGAAGAAUGUCCUUGCGCCUCUACCGGAAGCAUUACGGUCCAUCAGUCCUCCGGGAGGUUCUGUACGUGGCAGCGACUGAAAACCCCUCUCUGUCCUACUCACAACCCGGGGUACCGAGCGGAGUCCGGACAGCGAGCAGCGGCGGUACUGUGUCAGACCCGAGACUGAAGGUUAUUGGAAGAGACAGAAUGAGGAAGUCUUGCAUCCUCUGGGCUGUGCUGUGGUGGUGCUGCUCCUGCUGGACUACACAGGCAGAGAUCUUCACCUCCAUCAGCCAGAUGACAGAUCUGAUCUACACAGAGAAGGAGCUGGUCCAGUCUCUGAGGGAGUACAUAAAAGCAGAGGAGUCCAAGCUUUCUGCUGUCAAAAGCUGGGCCAACAAACUUGAUGAUCUGACCAAAGUGUCCACCUCUGACCCAGAGGGCUACCUGGGCCAUCCAGUGAAUGCCUACAAACUGAUGAAGAGACUCAACACAGAGUGGACUGAACUGGAGAGCCUGGUGCUUCAGAACCCCUCUGAUGGGUUCAUUUCCAACAUUUCCACACACAGACAGUAUUUCCCAGAUGAAGAGGAUGCAACGGGUGCAGCCAAGGCGUUGAUGCGUCUUCAGGACACGUACCAACUGGAUUCUGAGGCUUUCUCCAGAGGAAAGCUGCCAGGUGUACACUCUGAUGCAUUUCUGUCAGUGGAUGAUUGCUACGACAUGGGAAAGACGGCAUAUAAUGAAGCAGACUACUACCAUGCAGUGCUGUGGAUGCAGCAGGCCUUGAAGCAGCUCGAUGCUGGGGAGGAAGCUGUGGUUUCCAAGGCGGACAUUUUGGACUACCUCAGCUACUCUGUUUACCAAAUGGGUGACCUGCCUCGGGCCAUUGAGCUGACACGCCGACUUGUGGCUAUUGACUCCAGCCACCAGAGGGCGGGAGGAAACCUCCGUUACUUUGAGAAGUUGCUGUUCAAGCAGCUCAAUGAAAUGAACCAGGCCUAUGAGCCUCCCUCUGAGGAGCCCAUCCAGCUGGGAACCUACAGCAGACCUAAAGACCAUCUCCCAGAGCGAGAGACCUACGAGGCCCUCUGCAGAGGGGAGGGGCAGAAGAUGAACGAAGCAAGGCGCAGCCGUUUGUUCUGCCGCUACCAGGAUGGUCAGAUGAACCCUCGUCUCCUGCUGAAGCCCAUGAAAGAGGAGGACGAGUGGGACAGCCCCCACAUCGUACGCUACCUGAACAUCCUGUCAGAUGAAGAGAUUGGGAAGAUUAAGGAGCUGGCUAAACCCAGGCUUGCCAGAGCUACUGUCCGUGACCCCAAAACAGGCGUCCUGACCACAGCCAACUACAGAGUGUCAAAAAGUGCAUGGUUGGAAGCGGAGGAUGACCCUGUCAUUGCAAGAGUCAAUCAGAGAAUAGAAGACAUCACAGGCCUUACAGUCGACACUGCAGAGUUACUACAGGUUGCCAACUAUGGAGUUGGAGGACAGUAUGAGCCGCAUUAUGACUUCUCAAGGCGCCCUUUUGACAGCAACCUCAAGGUCGAUGGAAAUAGACUUGCUACAUUCCUAAACUACAAAGAUGAGCCUGAUGCUUUCAAAAGAUUAGGCACUGGAAAUCGUGUGGCAACUUUUUUGAACUACAUGAGCGAUGUGGAGGCAGGAGGGGCCACAGUCUUCCCUGACUUUGGAGCAGCAAUCUGGCCUCGAAAGGGGACAGCAGUGUUCUGGUACAAUCUUUUCAAGAGUGGAGAGGGAGACUAUAGGACCAGACAUGCAGCCUGUCCAGUCUUAGUGGGAAGUAAAUGGGUGUCAAACAAGUGGAUUCACGAGCGAGGUCAAGAGUUCAGGAGACCCUGUGGCCUGACAGAAGUGGAUUGAAUUUUGACCCACACCUAUGGAACAUGCUACAACACUAGAACACACACACACACACACACAAAGUGCCUUAAUUCUGGAAUUUAUGCAACUCUCAGACACAUUGUGCACACUUAUGCAAGUGUUUUUUUCUCCCUCAACUGGUCUACGUGAUUAAGAAAUGUUUUCGAGGAAAUGGAGACUUGGUGUCGGGGAUUUUGCUGGAUAAUCUCUUUUCUAACAACUCAGUUCCCUUUCCAACUCCAUUUGCACACCACCCCCACUUAAAUUCAGCAAGUGAACUGAGUUAGAAAUAUACUGAAAAUGUGCAGUACUGUAUAUAGACUCAGCUCAUGAGCAUUUAAAUAAAACACCAAGCUGUUUCAAUGCAAUCUCGUUUUCCAAUUGUGCCUAUUUUCAUUCAGAUCUUCAUGAAAAAAAUCCAAACUUUUGAGCCCUCUGCCAAAUAUUUCUAUCAGCGAUGCCAAAAAACUAAAACUUUGAGCUGAACAGUUUCCGACACUGUACCACUCAUCUUUUUCUUCCCACGGUGAGCAUCAACUGUUUUCUAGUGAAGUAAAAGCAUUAGUGGUGAUAUUGACAUUAAAACUUAAUUAUUCACUAAUUUUACAUUUAGCAGAUGCUUUUGUCCAAAGCGACUUAGAGUAAUUCAUACUCUCAUACACUGAUGGUGGCGGCUGACAUGAGAGAUUGAGAGAUUCAUUUAAGAUCCAGGCUAUGGAAAACAACAACAGAUCAAAUAGAAGAUUUGGGGGCAAUAAUGGAAAAAUAUUCCAAGGCAUUGUCAGCCAUUUGACAAAAGUGGCUUUACUGUAUCUUCAUGAUUUACUAACAGCUUUAUUUUGUGAAUAAAAUGGUGCUAGAAUCCAUUUCACUCUGUUGUUCGUUUGUUUCAUAUCAUUGGCACCCUAACUGUUUUAUUCCCCUUUGAACCUGAUGGAGAAAUACAUUUCCUCCAAAAGUGUCCACGUUUUAUUUAUGUAGUGUUUAAAUUAUUACACUGUUGUUACGCUGUAUGCUCUUUCCAUAAGAUGACAAACAAGCAAGUCAAUAAACAGUGUCUUUUAUUAAAA
Messenger RNA from Acanthopagrus latus (yellowfin seabream), 3645 nucleotides. It is a transcript of the gene p4ha2, whose product is annotated as procollagen-proline, 2-oxoglutarate 4-dioxygenase (proline 4-hydroxylase), alpha polypeptide 2. NCBI's taxonomy places the organism in Eukaryota, Metazoa, Chordata, Actinopteri, Spariformes, Sparidae. The coding region runs from base 719 to 2575 and encodes 618 amino acids. Gene Ontology annotation, cellular component: endoplasmic reticulum. Gene Ontology annotation, molecular function: iron ion binding; procollagen-proline 4-dioxygenase activity; L-ascorbic acid binding. The transcript has 16 exons. The record is from RefSeq and is a predicted model, not a curated record. Gene Ontology annotation, biological process: peptidyl-proline hydroxylation to 4-hydroxy-L-proline.